Messenger RNA from Penicillium paradoxum, 3393 nucleotides. Its product is annotated as proteasome regulatory particle base subunit RPN2. Lineage: Eukaryota; Fungi; Ascomycota; Eurotiomycetes; Eurotiales; Aspergillaceae. Gene Ontology annotation, cellular component: proteasome complex; proteasome regulatory particle, base subcomplex; proteasome storage granule. The transcript has 5 exons. Bases 1 to 3393 code for a protein of 1130 amino acids. Gene Ontology annotation, biological process: proteasome-mediated ubiquitin-dependent protein catabolic process; regulation of protein catabolic process. Gene Ontology annotation, molecular function: enzyme regulator activity. The record is from RefSeq and is a predicted model, not a curated record.
AUGGUCGGACUUGUAUCGGCCGCCGGCUUGGUCGGCUUCCUCUCCGAGCCUGACCCAGAGCUCAAGGUCUUUGCUUUGAAGACAUUAGAUUCUCAGAUCGAUCAUCUGUGGACAGAGGUUGUUAACGCUGUCCCUGAAAUCGAGGCUCUCUAUGAAGAUGAAUCCUUUUCGGAACGCGGCCUUGCAGCACUAGUCGCAUCGAAGGUAUAUUAUCAUCUGCAGGAAUAUAAUGAGAGCAUGGUUCUUGCUCUGGGCGCUGGGAAGCUGUUCAAGCUGGAGAACGGCGGCGAAUACGAGGAGACCAUCAUCGCGAAGUGCGUCGAUACCUUCAUUUCUCUAUCUGCCGCCCAACGGCCCAGCACCGGUGAUCAGCCAGCCAACCUGAACACUGCAUUCCCAGCAUCGGGCGAAGGCGCCACCAGCACAUCCGCCAGCCUGACCUCUCCCAUCACACCUUUCUCCAAAUCCGCAUUGCCCUCGAAAUCGUUGCUUUCUCGCGCAGAAGUUCCAGGCGUGGACGCAGCACACCCGGGUGGCGACGACACGAGUGUUCAGCACGAGGAGACAAACCUUGUACUGAAACGUGGUGUACAACGUCAAUUGCAGACCGUCAUUGAGCGCCUCUUUGAAGAAUGCUUCCGACAAAAGCGAUAUCGUCAAGUCAUCGGAAUUGCCAUCGAAGCAAAGAGCUUGGAUGUCCUCCGCAUGGUCAUCCUUCGGGCUAGCAGCGACGAGAAACAGCAGGAAGGCGAUUCCCGCGGUAGCGAGGAACUGAUGGAAUAUGUCUUGGAUAUUUGCAUGGGAAUUGUCCAAGAACGGGCUUUCCGCAGUGAGAUCCUCAAACUCAUUCUGGAACUACUGAAUGAGAUCCCGGCUCCUGACUUCUUCUCAAUCGCAAAAUGCGUUGUCUACCUUAAUGAGCAUUCGAUGGCCUCUGAUAUCCUCCGCCAGCUGGUCGAGAAAGGUGAUGCGCGAUCUCUCGCAGUUGCCUAUCAAAUUUCAUUCGAUCUAUACGAUAACAGCACGCAAGAGUUCCUUCAGAAGGUUCGGCAAGAGAUUGCCGAGCUGGUUCCCGAGGACGAAAACGAUAAGGAAAAUAAGGAGAACGAGAUCGAGCCAAGAGAGUCUGACGCAUUACUGGAAGACCAGGGCAGCUCUCAUCGCUCGGCUAAACACUCAGAUCUGUCCGAAGACGCGAUCACUGCUUUCAAGAACAUCCUUUCGAUCCUAGACGGAAUCAAGACGAUCCAGUUGAAUUUGGAGUUCUUAUACCGGAACAACAAGGCUGACAUUGCGAUUCUGAACAAGAUUCGUGACAGUCUCGAGGCACGCAAUUCUAUCUUCCAUACCGCAGUGACACUUUCAAAUGCCUUCAUGCAUGCGGGAACCACCCACGAUAAGUUCUUCCGCGACAAUCUCGAGUGGCUUGGCAAGGCUGUGAACUGGUCCAAGUUUACAGCCACUGCUGCGUUGGGCUGUAUUCACCGUGGAAACCUUAGCCAGGGUCAAAAGCUCCUCCAGCCUUACCUGCCUCGGGAACAUAUCGCUGGAGUUGGAGGCUCUGGAUCUGUCUACAGCCAGGGAGGUUCUCUUUAUGCCUUCGGUCUCAUUUACGCCAACCACGGCGGUAUGGCAGUUGAUAUCAUUCGCGAUCACUUCAAGAAGGCGACCGAAGAGGUUGUUCAGCAUGGAGGUGCUCUUGGUCUCGGUGUUGCCGGUAUGGCAACAGGCGACGAGGGCAUUUACGAAGACCUGCGCGCCGUUCUUUACACUGAUUCUGCCCUCAAUGGUGAGGCAGUCGGUCUUGCGAUGGGUCUUAUCAUGCUUGGCACUGGUAACAUGAAAGCUCUGGAGGACAUGAUUCAGUACGCACACGACACGCAGCACGAGAAGAUCGUUCGCGGUCUGGCUAUGGGUAUGGCUUUGAUCAUGUUCGGACGCCAGGAGGCUGCCGACGAGCUAAUCAACGGUCUCCUCGGCGACCCCGAUCCAACUCUUCGCUACGGUGGUAUCAUGACCAUUGCCCUGGCUUACUGUGGCACUGGCAGCAACAAGGCAGUUCGCAAGCUUUUGCAUGUCGCGGUUAGUGAUGUGAACGAUGAUGUGCGCCGAGUUGCUGUGCUCAGCUUGGGCUUCAUCUUGUUCCGCAAGCACCAGAGCGUUCCUCGCAUGGUUGAGUUGCUUUCCGAGUCAUACAACCCUCACGUGCGAUACGGUGCUGCCAUGGCGCUCGGUAUCUCCUGUGCCGGCACUGGGUUGGACGAGGCUAUCGACCUCCUCGAGCCCAUGCUCAAAGACUCCACCGACUUUGUUCGCCAGGGUGCUUUGAUUUCCCUUGCCAUGGUUCUCGUUCAGCAGAACGAGGCCAUGAACCCUCGUGUCACAAGCCUCCGGAAGGCUAUGAUGAAGAUGCUUGGUGACCGUCACGAGGAUGCUAUGGCCAAGUUUGGUUGUGCCAUUGCCCUUGGAAUCAUCGAUGCUGGUGGCCGAAACUGCACCAUCAGCUUGCAGACACAAACGGGUAACCUCAACAUGCCCGGUAUCGUUGGUGCUGCUGUCUUCGUGCAGUACUGGUACUGGUUCCCUCUCACACACUUCUUGUCACUCAGUUUCACCCCCACAUCGGUGAUUGGUGUCGACCAGAAGCUUGAAGUACCACACUUCAAGUUCCACAGCAACACCCGCCCUAGUCUCUUCGACUACCCCCCUGAGCAACAGGUCAAGACCGAGGAGGCUCCAGAGAAAGUCAAGACUGCUGUCCUCUCUACGACUGCGCAGGCCAAGCGUCGCGCGCAGCGUCGGGAGAAGCAAGCACGCCGCGAGAGCAUGGACCUUGACCAAGCUCCCACAACACCCAAGGCCACCGAUCAAUUGCCGGAAGCAAUGGACACAGACGAGGGCCCCAAGGAGGAGGGAGAAGAAGGCAAGGAGACCGAAAAGGGUGCCGGAGAGGGACUGAAGAAGAAGGCGGAGCGGGAGAAGGUUGGAUAUGAGCUGGACAACUUAUCAAGGGUGCUUCCAGCUCAGCUCAAGUAUCUCACUUUCCCCGACCCACGAUACGAGCCGGUCAAGCGCCCCACCGGUGGUGUUGUUGUCGUUCUCGAUAAGCAGCCCGACGAGCCUCGCGAGGUGGUCGAACUGAAGGCCAGCAAGGAGGUUCGCCAAGCGCCUCCUCCUACCGAAACCCUUCAGGACCGCCUGCAAGCCGCCAUUGGAACCGCUGCUUUGCAGACCCCUCAACGGGCCGAUGCGCGGGCUGCUCUUUCAGCUGCCACAGGCGGUGCUGCCGCUGGCGCCGGUGUUCUAACGGCGGUGGAUGAGGACGAGGAAGGCGUCGAAGACGCACCUGUUCCCAACGACUUCACAUACGAGUCUGAUGGCGAGGAGGAGUAG